AUGGCAUCUGUAUCUAAUUUUUACAAACAAACAAUAACAGCAGUCUUUUCCUUAAUAUCUACAGAGCGAUUUAAAGUUGAUGUAAAUAAAUUUGAUGAACAAAUUAUCCAAAUAUUUAAAAGUAUUCCAUCAAAACUAUAUGAACCUAAGAAUCGUAUUUGGAACUUUUCCAUACAGCACCAUGACUUAUUACUCUUUGAAUUACAAAAGUUACGGGAGAAGGUAACAGUUGAACCCAUACCAAAAUUUGUUAUAAACUGUUUGAAAGUGCCACCUCGUGAAAUAGAAAUUGAUUUUAAUAGGCUUGAUCCUGUAUUAUCUGCUGCUCUUAUGCCUUUUCAGAUUGAAGGUUUAAGGUUUGGAAUCAAUAGAAAUGGUAGAUGUAUGAUUGCAGAUGAUAUGGGCCUUGGCAAAACUUUCCAAGCUCUGGCUAUAGCUAAUUAUUAUCAAAAUGACUGGCCUCUUUUGAUAGUUACUACUGCUACAAUGAAGACUCAGUGGGAGGAAACUAUAUCAAAUUAUUUACCUUCAAUUUCUAUUUUACAAGUCCAGUACAUGGUAUCAGGAAAAGAUUACAUUGGUGAAUCCAAAAUUCUUAUAUCCUCCUAUGAUUUAAUGACUAGAUGUUUAGAAAAACUUCUAGAAAGAGGAUUUGGGGUCAUGAUCAUAGAUGAAUCUCAUAUUCUCAAAAGUUACAAAUCAAAAUGUUAUCAGGCGGCCUUAAAAUUAGCAGACAAAGCUAAAAAGGUGAUACUCUUGAGUGGUACACCAGCAUUGUCCAGACCAAGUGAAUUGUAUACUCAACUCAGUCUAAUAGAUAAGUCCUUCUUUGGAAACUUCUUUCUGUAUAGUAAACGAUAUUGUGAUGGCAAAACCACCAAAUUUGGCUGGGACACUUCAGGAAGUUCCAAUCUACAAGAACUUGAAAUAAUUCUAGCAAAAAAGUUCAUGAUACGUAGAACGAAAGAAAAUGUAUUAUCAGCAAUGCCCAAAAAGAGGCAGGAAAUUAUCAAUUUGGACACAAAACUUAAUCAGUUUUCCAAGGAAGAAAGGGAAUGUUUGCUGGCUUUAGGGGAACAAUUUGUGAAACAGAAAGGGGCAGCCAAACAUGCUGCUCUGUUGACAUUUUUUUCAGAAACUGCUAAAAUUAAAAUCCCCUCUGUAUGUUCAUAUGUCCUGGAAAUAUUAGAGAAAAAGGAAAAAUUUUUGGUGUUUGCCCAUCACAAGGUUAUGUUGGAUGCUCUAGAAGAUCUUAUCAAGAGAAAAAAUAUUAAAUAUAUUAGAAUAGACGGUACAUCAACAACAGAUCAAAGAAAGUACUUUAUUUCAAAGUUUCAGCUAGAUGACAAAUACUUGUGUGCUAUUUUGUCGAUAACAGCAGCAAAUGCUGGAAUUACGCUUACAGCUGCUAAGCUAGUGUUAUUUGCUGAGCUUCAUUGGAACCCCAGUAUCAUAAGUCAAGCUGAGGCUCGAGCCCACAGAAUAGGACAAGAAAACGAGGUUUUAGUCCAGUAUCUCCUAGCCGGCGGUACAGCGGAUGACUCCAUUUGGCCUCUUCUUCAAGAAAAACAACGUACACUGAACGCUGUAGGACUUUGUAGAGACUCAUUCGAAUCGGUCAGCGUCAGCAAACAAAAAUCUCGAGUCAGUAGCGAUAACGUCGAUUCUCUGCACUUAAGUGGCAAUGAUAUUACGAAUUAUUUUACUCCGAAAAAGAGAAAAAUGGAGGAACUAGACGAAGAUAUCUUCGACGAUGGCUUUGAUGAUUUGCUUAGUGAGAGUACGAGAGAGGCCGAAGACUUACUGAACGAUGGCAUGGAUGAUGUACUUUGUGAUAUUGACUUUUAA
This is a messenger RNA of Diabrotica balteata, 1848 nucleotides long. Lineage: Eukaryota; Metazoa; Arthropoda; Insecta; Coleoptera; Chrysomelidae. The record is from the annotation of a GenBank genome assembly.